GAGUUGAUCACCGCUUGGUAUAUUGGAUUCCUGUGCCUAAUUUUAGCCUCCUUCCUGGUGUACUUGGCUGAGAAAGGAGAAAAUGACCAUUUUGAUACCUAUGCAGAUGCCCUUUGGUGGGGCCUGAUUACCCUGACCACCAUUGGCUAUGGGGACAAGUAUCCACAAACCUGGAAUGGGCGUCUCCUGGCAGCAACCUUCACUUUGAUUGGGGUUUCCUUUUUCGCUCUCCCCGCAGGAAUUCUAGGUUCCGGCUUUGCCUUGAAGGUUCAAGAGCAGCAUCGUCAGAAGCACUUUGAAAAAAGGAGGAAUCCUGCAGCUGGCCUAAUUCAGGCUGCAUGGAGGUUUUACGCCACUAACCUCACCCGAACCGAUUUGCACUCUACCUGGAAUUACUACGAACGAACCGUCACCGUUCCCAUGUACAGCUCACAAACGCAAACCUAUGGUGCCUCCAGGCUCAUUCCACCUUUGAAUCAGCUCGAGCUCCUGAGAAACCUGAAGAGCAAAUCAGGAUUAACUUUCAGGAAAGAACAGCAGCCAGAAUCAUCUCCAAGUCAAGCCACUUCGUGCAGAAAAUCUUUUUGUGGAUGCUGCUCAGGAACCUCUAGUCAGAAGGUCAGCUUGAAAGAUCGUGUCUUCUCCAGCCCCCGAGGGGCAACCACGAAAAGUAAAAGUUCUCCUCAGGGGCCAGGUGUCCGAAGAUCCCCCAGUGCAGAACAAAACGUGGAAGAUAGCCCAAGUAAAGUCCCCAAGAGCUGGAGUUUUGGAGACCAGACUCGGGCCCGGCAAGCUUUUCGCAUCAAAGGAGCCGCGUCUCGUCAGAAUUCGGAAGAAGCAAGUCUCCCUGGAGAAGACAUGGCUGAUCCUGACAACAAGAGUUGCAACUGUGAAUAUUUGACAGAAGACCUUACACCGGGUCUUAAAGCCAGCAUCCGGGCAGUGUGCAUCAUGCGGUUCCUGGUUUCCAAGCGAAAAUUCAAGGAGAGCCUGCGACCAUACGACGUGAUGGACGUCAUUGAACAGUAUUCAGCAGGACAUCUGGAUAUGCUUUCCCGGAUUAAAAAUCUUCAGUCCAGGAUAGAUAUGAUUGUGGGUCCCCCGCCCUCUUCAACUCCCCGGCAUAAGAAGUAUUCAGCCAAAGGAUCGCCCCAAUACUCGCCUAGAGUGGACCAGAUUGUUGGGCGUGGACCAUCACUGACAGACAAAGACCGCACCAAAGGCUCGGCUGAAGGAGAACUGCCAGAAGAUCCAAGUAUGAUGGGCAGACUUGGCAAGGUGGAAAAACAGGUUCUCUCCAUGGAGAAGAAGUUGGAUUUCUUGGUCAACAUCUACAUGCAACGGAUGGGGAUCCCUCCGACUGAAACAGAGGCCUAUUUUGGCUCUAAAGAGCCUGACCCAGCACCACCUUAUCACAGUCCAGAGGACAGCCGGGAACACAUUGAUAAAAAUGGCUGCAUUAUCAAGAUCAUCCGCUCAACCAGUUCCAUGGGCCAGAAGAACUACUCUGCCCCACCAGCCACAAUGAUGCCAAACAACUCAUGUCCUCCCUCCACUUCUUGGCAGCACUAUCCCCGUCCGAGCUAUGGGUCAUCCCCAGUUGGUGAUCCCGGUUCCUUGGUGAGAAUCCCACCACCGCCGUCCCACGAGCGUUCCUUAUCUGCCUACAGCGGGGGCAACCGAGCCAGUUCCGAGUAUGCCAAGAACGAAGACGUGACUGCUAAACACCCCGAAAGUGCCCUGAGAGACAGCGACACGUCCAUUUCCAUCCCGUCGGUCGACCACGAGGAACUGGAGCGUUCCUUCAGCGGCUUUAGCAUUUCUCAGUCCAAAGAAAAUUUGGACAUCCUGAACAAUGGUUGCUACACCGCAGUGGCCAAAAUCAGACCUUACAUUGCGGAAGGCGAGUCAGACACAGAUUCUGACCUCUGCACACCCUGUGGCCCUCCGCCGAGGUCAGCAACAGGUGAGGGACCUUUCGGAGAUCUAGGCUGGUCAACCCCAAGACAAUGA
Protobothrops mucrosquamatus (brown spotted pit viper) is the source of this 2013-nucleotide messenger RNA. RefSeq names its product potassium voltage-gated channel subfamily Q member 2 (gene KCNQ2). NCBI's taxonomy places the organism in Eukaryota, Metazoa, Chordata, Lepidosauria, Squamata, Viperidae. Gene Ontology annotation, biological process: potassium ion transport. The annotation marks the transcript as partial. The record is from RefSeq and is a predicted model, not a curated record. Gene Ontology annotation, cellular component: membrane. Gene Ontology annotation, molecular function: voltage-gated potassium channel activity. The transcript has 14 exons.